Messenger RNA from Trichogramma pretiosum, 1340 nucleotides. It is a transcript of the gene BORCS5, whose product is annotated as BLOC-1-related complex subunit 5. Gene Ontology annotation, cellular component: cytoplasmic side of lysosomal membrane; synaptic vesicle membrane; BORC complex. The record is from RefSeq and is a predicted model, not a curated record. The coding region runs from base 369 to 1181 and encodes 270 amino acids. NCBI's taxonomy places the organism in Eukaryota, Metazoa, Arthropoda, Insecta, Hymenoptera, Trichogrammatidae. The transcript has a single exon. Gene Ontology annotation, biological process: lysosome localization; positive regulation of anterograde synaptic vesicle transport; organelle transport along microtubule.
UGUGUUUACGUUCGCGCAGAGCAAACCUCAAACUUUGUUACAGGGCUUGAUAGCUGUCUAAUUUCAGUCGACUGCUGUUGCUGCUGCUGAUGAUGAUAUUCAGCAGAGUGUGACAGGUGAUUGGCCUUUCUAUAUCUCAUAAUUAAAGUGGUAUUGCAAUUUCGAGACGAGUCUCGAAUCACAACCGCGAGUGCAGUCUAGUUUCUUGACACCGUUUGCCGUGCUGUUAUCGAUUCAUACUUUGCUGGUUCAAAGGAGAAAAGUCAAGCGUAUAUAGAAGAGGUCAAGAAAAAUAUGAGUCGUCGAUGAGAAAGUGAGUGAGUGCAGUAGGCAGUUUUACAAACAAACAACAACAAAAAACACGCACAAUGGGUUCGGAGCAAAGCUCGCACGCCCUCGACGGCCAGAACUUGGCCGGCACCAAGGGCACACCCGGACUGAGACGUGGGAAGAGCGUACCGAAUCGCGAGGCCAUACCCGACGACGACACCGACCCACCGAGGUGCGCCAGUCCGGGUCCGAGCGUCUGCUCCGACUCCGAUUUACCCUACAUAUCUUACACGGUGAAUAGGCCCAUAGGCGAUUCACCAAAGAUGACCAAUAAACAGUCGCAGCUUUACAGAGGCAAGAGCCUGGGAUCUCAAGAUGCUGCCAGAAGAAAGUCCAGCAUAGAGAUCGGCUCCAAAAAGAUUACCUCUGGAAAAGCUCACAAUAUUGUGGUGGUAAAAGCUGCUGCGUCAGAUCCUACAGCUGAUAAAGAUGCGGAUCUCUUGAAACUCAAAAGCAUUCCUAUGUUUCUACCUAUCAUGAGGGGUACUGUUAAUUUACCACCCAGAGUGCGUGAUCCAGAAGUUUUAGAACGAUUGGAUCCAUUAGGUCUGUUCAAUCUUUGCGCAAGGUAUCAACAUCAUCUCAAUAAUACAGCCCAAACGAUUGCAAUGGAGCAGAAUGCCUUAUGCGUCAAUCUCGACAAUGAUUUUAAUCGAAUUAUGUCUCUAGCGACGGAGAGACAGAAAAAGUUUGCAAAAUUUGCAGAGCAGCUGGGUAGGGUGCACGACCUCAGUAGGCAGCUUACAAAGUGUCAUAUGUUAUUGAACCAAACUCUGGAAAGUUUGGAAACUCUUAACAAUGUACUGCCGAUAGAGGAAAGAUUAGAGCCUUUCGUAUGGACAACAGGAUAAUAGUUUAUACUAUUUAUAAUAAGUUGAAUAAUUUUAAAUUGUGUCUAUCUAUGGAAAAAAAAUAAUGUUUCGUGUAUGUUUGGUUUCGUGUCAACUUUAAUACAAUAAUAUGUAAAAAAAACUAUAUUAAUAUAUAAAACAGUCUUAACCUUAAAUCGA